GAUGGGUUCCACAGAGGACCUUGACUAUCCUCAAAUCAUCUUGCAAUACAACAGUGGAUUUUUAGUCUCAAAGGUUAUGUUCACUGCCUGUGAGUUGGGGGUGUUUGAUCUUCUGCUGGAGUCAGGAGAGCCUCUGUCUUCAGAUGCCAUUGCUGCGUGCUUGGGUACCAGCACCACGGGGAUGGAAAGACUGCUGGAUGCCUGUGUGGGAUUGAAGCUCUUGGCAGUAGAGCUGACACAAGAAGGAGCCCUUUACAGAAACACAGAAAUUUCCAACAUUUACCUUACAAAAUCAAGUCCCAAGUCUCAGUAUCAUAUUAUGAUGUAUUACUCCAAUACAGUCUACUUGUGCUGGCACUACCUGGCCGAUGCUGUGAGAGAAGGAAGAAACCAAUAUGAAAGAGCAUUUGGCAUUUCAUCUCAAGACCCUUUUGGAGCAAUGUACAGAUCAGAAGAAGAAAUGAUGAAAUUCAUGGCUGGCCAGAACUCAGUAUGGAGUAUAUGUGGCAGAGACGUUCUUGCUGCAUUUGACCUUUCCCCUUUCACGCAGAUUUAUGACCUGGGAGGAGGUGGAGGAGCUUUGGCCCGGGAGUGUGUUUCUUUGUACCCAAAUUCCAUGGUCACAAUUUAUGACCUGCCAAAAGUCGUGCAAGUGGCCAAAGAGCAAUUUAUUCCCCCUGAGGAGCGUCGGAUUGCUUUCCAUGAAGGAGACUUCUUUAGCGAUUCAAUUCCAGAAGCUGAACUGUAUAUUUUAUCCAAGAUACUGCAUGACUGGGAUGAAGACAAAUGCAGGCAGCUGCUGGCAAAAGUCCACAAAGCUUGCAAACCUGGUGGUGGAGUGCUGCUGGUUGAAUCCCUUCUGAAUGAAGAUAAAAGUGGGCCUUUAGAAACCCAACUGUAUUCGAUGAAUAUGUUGGUCCAGACAGAAGGAAAAGAGCGAACAGCAGCAGAGUACAGCAAGCUCCUCAAGGCAGCUGGCUUCAGAGACAUUCAAGUCAAGAGGACUGGAAAACUCUAUGAUGCUGUUUUAGGAAGGAAAUAA
Molecule: messenger RNA, 1042 nt
Organism: Phaethon lepturus (White-tailed tropicbird)
Lineage: Eukaryota; Metazoa; Chordata; Aves; Phaethontiformes; Phaethontidae
Gene: ASMT
Product: acetylserotonin O-methyltransferase
Exons: 8
Coding region: 2-1042 (346 amino acids)
Biological process (GO): methylation; melatonin biosynthetic process
Molecular function (GO): acetylserotonin O-methyltransferase activity
Source: RefSeq, a predicted model, not a curated record